UUGUCCGGCAAACAUCAUUUUCUUUCGAAACAAACACAAACCGAAGUACCCCAAAUAAAAAACCCAAGCUCGGGUUUUUUAGUCCUCCCAGUAAAUUAGUACAGUACAGUCAUAGUCAGUUUACAGCAAAAUUAAAAAACAGACAAUAUAUACUGCCCCUAAAAGCUUGAGCAUUUAUGACACACAAAAACCCGAAUACCUAGAUCUUCAGAAAGGAGAGAAAAUCUCACAAAUGUCUGAAUUUCUGAACUGACCCGUUGAUCCCCAUUCGAAAAACUAUCAAACCCAAUUACAGUAGUUCAAAUUGUUUUGGGGUUUAAGUCCUUGUAUAGAUACCAAGUCGUUGUGCUUCUCGUUUAUUUAAGUGCGUUUGAACAGACACACUUAAAGCAGGUGCUGCUGCUCGUGAGCUCGCUCAGCUUCAGGAAUCAGCAAUGGGUCGUUCUCGUGGAAACUUUCAUUCUGAUGAGGACCCCACUCAAAGCUGAAUGAAAACGUCGGUAAAUUGUUAAACUGGUAUACUGGAGAAUAACUGUGUAGUCAACUGGAAGAGCCAUCCCAUAUAUUCUAGCUCAUGGCCAGGAAAGUGUAUAGAACGGGAUCAAGGAGAAAAAAGAAUGCAUCCACUGGAGAAAACUUAGAAUCUUCAGCAGCAGGCGCAGGUCAGGUAACAAGUGAAGGGAAAAGGGCUUACCACUGCAAUUAUUGCAACAAAGACAUUACGGGGAAGAUCCGAAUUAAGUGUUGUAUGUGCCCUGAUUUUGACCUAUGUAUAGAGUGUUUUUCUGUUGGAGCUGAGCUGACAUCUCAUAAAAGCAAUCACUCUUACAGGGUUAUGGACGAUUUAUCUUUCCCGCUUAUUUGCCCAGACUGGAAUGCAGAUGAUGAAAUACUGCUUCUGGAGGCAACCGAAAUGUAUGGAUUGGGGAACUGGGCUGAAGUUGCCGAGCAUGUUGGGACAAAGAGUAAAGAACAAUGUAUAGAACACUACACAAAUGUUUAUUUGAACUCGCAGCGCUUUCCUAUUCCGGACAUGUCUCAUGUAGAAGGAAAAAAUAGAAAGGAGCUUCUUGCUAUGGCUAAAGGGCAUGGAGAGGACAAGAAAGGAUUUCCUAUGCUGGGGGAUCAUAGUUUGAAGGAGGAAUCUCCAUUUUCUCCUUCAAGAACCAAAGCGGAAGAUAUGCACAAAGGUGGCCAUUCUAGCCGUUUACUGUCUAGCAUCAAUACUGAUGCAGAAUCUGGACUUCGCUCUAGUGGUGCAAGUGUGGCAGCAGCAGCUGGUAACAAGAAGCCAUCCAACAUGGCCCAGGUUAAAGAUGGUCCUGGUGUCAUUAAAGUGGAAGAACCUCAAGCAGAUAGAAAAGGGAAGAAACCAAGUUCUUUGGGGAGUGCGGGCCCUUCUUUAGUCGAGUUGAGUGGUUAUAACGUCAAAAGGCAGGAGUUCGAUCCCGAAUAUGAUAACGAUUCCGAGCAGCUAUUGGCUGACAUGGAAUUUAAGGAUACUGACACUGAAGAUGAGCGUGAUCUGAAGUUAAGAGUGUUGCGAAUCUAUUCAAAAAGACUUGAUGAGAGGAAGCGUAGAAAGGAUUUCAUACUAGAAAGAAAUUUAUUAUAUCCUAAUCCUUUUGAGAAGGACCUAUUGCCUGAAGAAAGGGCGAUAUGUCGACGUUAUGAUGUCUUCAUGUGCUUCCAUUCCAAGGAAGAGCAUGAAGAAUUACUUCAGACUGUUAUUGCAGAGCAUCGGACUAUGAAAAGAAUUCAAGAACUUAAGGAAGCCCGAGCUGCUGGUUGCCGUACAUCGGCCGAGGCAGAUAGAUAUCUUGAGCAUAAACGGAAAAAGGAUGCUGAAGAAAAUGCUCGCAGAGCAAAGGAAAGUGGGCAAGUUGGUCCGAGCAGUCAGGGAGGUCCAAAUUUGUUCGUGUCCUCAGAGUCUGUUGACAAGGACUCAAACUCAAGGCCAGCUGGACAGGCUACUUCAAGCUCUGCCAGUGAUAUGGAUAUAAUGGGAUUUUAUGGAUCAGAUUUACUGUCUGAAGCUGAGAAACGUCUCUGCAGCGAGAUUAGGUUACCACCACCCGUUUUCCUCAAGAUGCAAGAAGUUAUUUCAAUUGAAAUCUUCAGCGGCAAUGUCAGUAAAAAAUCAGACGUCCAUCACUUGUUCAAGAUUGAACCUAGUAAAAUAGACAGGGUUUAUGACAUGCUUGUGAAAAAGGGGAUCACUCAGCCUUGAUAGUAGAUACCAUUUCAGGCUUCAUGUUGUUUGCGUUGUAAAUUGUUUGGAUUUGUAUCAGUUUUGUUCCAGAGAAAUAACAAAAUUGCAAAUGCUGCUGCUAUAUCCUCUCCUUUCCAUUUCAAAAUUGCUUAGUUACCCUGUUAUAAUAUCAUUACAGAAAAUAUGAAAUAUAAGCGCAAUUUAAUCAA
Molecule: messenger RNA, 2421 nt
Organism: Prunus persica (peach)
Lineage: Eukaryota; Viridiplantae; Streptophyta; Magnoliopsida; Rosales; Rosaceae
Product: transcriptional adapter ADA2
Exons: 14
Coding region: 575-2230 (551 amino acids)
Biological process (GO): chromatin remodeling; regulation of transcription by RNA polymerase II
Cellular component (GO): nucleus
Molecular function (GO): protein binding; transcription coactivator activity; zinc ion binding
Source: RefSeq, a predicted model, not a curated record